Molecule: messenger RNA, 1114 nt
Organism: Scaptodrosophila lebanonensis
Lineage: Eukaryota; Metazoa; Arthropoda; Insecta; Diptera; Drosophilidae
Gene: mge
Product: mitochondrial import receptor subunit TOM22 homolog
Exons: 3
Coding region: 235-687 (150 amino acids)
Biological process (GO): intracellular protein transport
Cellular component (GO): mitochondrial outer membrane
Source: RefSeq, a predicted model, not a curated record
CGUGUAGUCCGUGCAUAUAGUUGCGAAUCAUAUUAUUUUUUGUGAAAAACGAACAAAACGAAAGCCAAAUUCAAUUAAACGGUAGCAAAAAUUACCUAAAUUGUCUAUUGUGUACGUUUACGUCUGCGUGUGCGUUAUUGUGAGGCUGAUAAACGCCUGCACGACUUUUCAAUAUUCAUAGUGUUAACUUAAAGCCGCAAAGUGGAUACCGAUAACGUGAAAAUCGAGGAUUUGAUGGACUCUGAUCCUGACAUAGAGUUCAUUGAAAAGGAUAGUGGAAUGUCCUCAUUGGGUGGUAGCAAGGAUGAAACACCUGAGCGGCGCACAGUUGCUACUACAUCAAACAAUCCACAGGACGGGGGUGAGAACUAUGAUGACGAACCCGAUGAGAGCGUCGGUGAACGCAUGUGGGGAUUGACCGAAAUGUUUCCGGAAUCUGUCCGCAAUUUCGCCGGCAAAGUGACCAAUGCCACGGUAAAGAGCUUCCGCAGCGUUUACCAGUUUUCGUGCAAUGCAUCGUGGAUAUUCUUUACAAGCUCCGUUAUAUUGUUUGCGCCAGUCAUCUUUGAGACCGAGCGUGCUCAGAUGGAGGAACUACACAAGUCGCAGCAGAAGCAAGUGCUUCUUGGUCCUGGCAGUGCCAUGGCCGCAUCUGGACCAGCGCCCAAUUUACCAUUGAUUCGUUAGUUUACAUUAUUUACAUUAUUAGCUGCAUAACGAAAGCGAAUCCAAAUAACGAAAAAUGCCAGAAGUUAGUUUAAGUUACACACCCAUGAAUGCGAUACCCAGCCACCCUCGCAUACAAUAGCUAAAUUUCAAAAUAAUGGACAACCCAAUUUAAUAUCCCAUAGCAUACCUGGAAGCCUCAGCAUUUACGCGAACUAUAUGGCACAGCCUACUUUACUAGCGUUUACGACUGUUUUUCAGCAUUGCAAUCACAGCAACACAUUAAGCAUAGAGCAUUCAGCCAUUAACAAAACAUACAGUAAAGAUAUACUUUCGAGCAGUUGUGAAAAUUCAAAUAGGACUUUUUAGUACUGUAGAUGGUGUAUACUAAAAUAACAAAUACUGUUUAAACAAAAUUUAAUAAAAAAAUAUGUUUAUUAAGAGUUAA